Messenger RNA from Trichobilharzia szidati, 2490 nucleotides. NCBI's taxonomy places the organism in Eukaryota, Metazoa, Platyhelminthes, Trematoda, Strigeidida, Schistosomatidae. The record is from the annotation of a GenBank genome assembly.
CAGGGUUAUACAGUAAUGUUCACUGAUGCUAUGAUUAUGACCAAUUUCUGACCAGCUUCUAGAGUCAGUAGUGCCCAAGCACUCAUUUUAAUUGUUAAUAAGAGAAAAGAGGUUGGAGAAUCUAUCAGAAAAAUAUUGGAAUGAUAUGCACACCUAUCCUCAGUCAAGUAUAUGAAAAUCUAAAUGUUCUAUCCUACUGCAUCUUAUAAACGCACAACAGACUAGUGAAGAAAUAAAAUUAUUUGAAACUCACUAUGAAUCAGGAACCAUUUAAGAACAUCAACAGACAAGAAAUCUACGGCUUAAAACAAUCUCACCCUAAAUAUGCACAGGAAAGCAGGAACCAAUCAAGCCGAAGGUUAGUUUUCAAGGCUGUUUCGCGCGCUCCACACAAACUACGCUCUUAUUAUGAGUUCAGAAGAAAACAAAGAAACCAAAAGUUCGAAUGAAUCUGAUAGUGGUGUACUAGCCGAUGUAAAUACACCCAUGGAAUCUCCGAGUUUUGCCAUUCCAAUGAAAAUAAACCGCCUCGAUAAGGACAAAGACACUCUGUUACCUCCUUCACCACCGAAAUUUGUGUCAAUGAAUCAACUUGCUGAGGCUGCCAAGGCAUUUUAUAACAUGACUUUGGCGCAUGAAAUAACUGUGGAUUCUCACUUCAGGUUGGAAAUGUACGAACCACAUGAAAACACUUUGGAAUAUCAAAUUAAGGAAACAAUGCAUAGAGCAUUUUGGGAUAUUUUGCGAUCUAGUUUGGAAUCAGAUCCACCAGAUUAUCAACCGGCUCUACGAUUGCUUGAGGAAAUUAAACAGUCUUUAACAGAAUUAGUUCUACCGAAUCAAACAAAAUUACAAAAGCUUAUUGAAAAUCUAUUAGAUAUUGAUGUUGCUAAAUCACAACUUGAAGAAACUGGUCAUAUAAGCCUGGAAGUGUAUAAAAAUGAAGUGAUUAAUUUAAUGAAACAAUUUUGUGCACCUGUACGUGAUCAAGAAGUGGAAGAUUUACGCAAAAUCGAUGAUCCUGUUGAAUCUUUUAGGAAUGUAUUCUUACUUUUGGAUAAAAUGCAUAUGGAUUUGGCUAAUUUCACCAUAGAACAAAUGCGACCGUAUAUUAGACAACAAGCAGUUGCCUAUGAACGUAAUAAAUUUGCUACAUUUAUAGAAGCUCAACAAAAACUUGGCAUUGAUGGUCUAAGGCAUACACGUGAUUGGAUUAAACAAGCCUAUAAUGAUGUUAACAAUCUAUCACAACAAUCGAAUGAAUGCCCUAAUUCUAUUAAUUCAUCUGGAGUUAAAUCAACAAAGGAUAAUUCUAUGGCAUCAUUAACACCAAAUAAUAUAUUACGCGAAGCUUAUCUUAAACUGUUAACAUGGCCAAGGGAUCAAGAUUGGCCUGAGACUAUGCUUAUGGAUCAACAUCGUCUUGUGGAUUUAGGCAAUCAAUUAAUUAUAAUUGUCAAUUUAACAUCUUUAGUUCUAGUUGUUUGUAAUUAUAUGGCAUCAAAUGCAUCAUCGUUCACAACGACAACAGCAACAACAACAACUACUACUACUAGUGGUGCAUUGUCAUCCUCUACUCCGCCAACAAAAACAAUAUUUUCCCACCCAUUACACACUAACCUACCUCAGGAUGCAAUGAUUCAAUUGAAAAAGUCAAUAUGUCAAGAUGUUGCAUCAAUAUUACAUGGGAUUUCUUUAAAUUACAAACCUGAUCAGUUAGUUGAUGAUAUCAUAGAACAGGUGAUCUUGACAAUAGAAUUAUGGUAUAAUCGAUGUAUGAUGGAAUCUGGCAGCAGUGGCGGUAGUCAGUUACCACCAUCUACUAAUCCAUCGUGUGACUCGUCACCGACAGUAGUGAAUGAUUAUCAUAAGUCAACGACUGCUGGUGGUGGUGGUGUUGCUUAUAUUACUGAUUUUGGACGUACAGAAUUAAAUGGACAAUUGUCAGCUGUUAUUAAAGGGGAACAUCCAGUUUAUAAACUAAUGCAUAAACGAGCUAUGGAUUUUCUACGCUCUGCUCUAUCAUCUUAUCCACCAGAACCAUUACCCCUACCGCCAGGAUUCAGUAUUCUCUUAGAUCUUGAUCAGAAUAAACUUAGCACUACAAGCAAUAAUGGUGCUGCCUACCUGCAUCAAACUCCACUGAAUAUCCCGACAACAAUGGUGUCUGGUAGUGGUGGAGCUAAUGCUUCAGCUGCUAGUAGCAGUUUACGUCCGCCUUCAUCACCACCUCCGUCCAGUCCACAUAAUCGUCUCCGUCAUGAAUCGGAAAGUGGUGGUUAUAAAACGUCAAAAUUUGAAAUAUUAAGUUUAUCCGGUUUAGCCAGUCGUCUACUUCCUUUAUUGGCGCAUAAUCGACAUGUAUUCGGUUCAUAUUAUGCCGAGAUUAUUCAGCCUUUAAUUAUGCCAACUAGUACUAGUACAGCAACAACAGCGUCACCGUCGUCGUCUACAGCACCAUCGAAUCCUAAUGUUGUCGAUGAGCAGUGA